Molecule: messenger RNA, 1325 nt
Organism: Nezara viridula (southern green stink bug)
Lineage: Eukaryota; Metazoa; Arthropoda; Insecta; Hemiptera; Pentatomidae
Source: the annotation of a GenBank genome assembly
AGGAAAUCCAAUAUCGAUGACUUCACCGGAUGAGAAAAAACAACCGGUUUACCUUUGACCUCGCUAAGCGAGAGAAUAUGAGAGACCAGUGUGUCCCGAUGCAGUCAUGAAGGAGGUCGUAAUCUGUUGGGUUAUCCUAUGUAGUGCAGCGGCCAAGACAUCGAAUUUAAGCUCGAACGAGAAAUGCAAGAAUGGCACAGAACCGUGGACUUGCCAAAAAUCCAGUACCUGCAAGGGAUUGAAAACAGGAAUCAAGAAAGAUGGUGAGGUGAAGCUAUGCGGUUUCGUUGGUGACGAACCAAUCGUCUGCUGCCCUCCUGAGUCGCAAGCAGAGGUGAAGGAUAAAGUUGAUUUACCGUCUGUUCAGCCAGAGGGAGGAAAGAAAGCAGAGCAAAAAUGUCGAGAGUACGCUAAAUAUGUAUUUAGAGAGGUCCAAUCUCCAGCACUUUUACCAGACCUUGAGGCGAAAGUUGACGAAUGUGGUAAAACUUAUAUUGAAGCCCUUAUAGUAUUUAAAGAUGGUGUUCCGGCCAAUCACAAUGAAUUCCCCCACAUGGCACUGAUCGGUAUCGAAAAUAAAGGAAGCCCCCUGUGGUUCUGCGGCGGGAGUUUGAUCAGCCCCAACUUCGUCCUCACCGCAGCUCAUUGCAACAUCUCAAACAUAAAUACUUCUGUAAUUGUCAGGCUUGGAGAACUCGACGUACUUGAGAAAGAAGACAAAGCGACUCCAAUCGAUGUUAAAAUCUCCCAAGUCAUCAACCACCCCAUGUACGUGCCCUCCAAAGCCUAUCACGAUAUAGCCUUGUUAAGAUUGGAAAAGGAGGUGGAGUUGGGACCCAGUAUCCGACCAUUGUGCCUUCAAACCGAAAGAUCUUUUAAAGAUGUAAAAGCAAUAGCUUCUGGAUGGGGAUAUACAUCAUAUGGUAAUAAUAGCAGUUCUAAUAGUCAUCUUAAAAAGGUGCAUCUAGAUCUUACUGAUGAUAAUAAAUGCGUAAAUGCUUAUGGUACCAAGUGGCCUAAAUUAUCAAAAGGAAUCAAACCCGAAAUAAUGUUUUGCUCUGGAGGAAAUCAUGGAGAGGACACAUGUAAGGGCGAUUCUGGAGGGCCAUUGCAGGUGCACUUAAAAGAUCCUUACUGCAUGUAUUCCCAGAUAGGAAUUUCUUCGUUUGGAAUCGGCUCUGGUUCAACAACACCUGGUGUUUAUACAAGAGUUUCAGCAUAUGUACCUUGGAUUGAAAAUAUUGUAUGGCCAUAGUAGAGUAUUAACGACGACAUUAAUAAAUCGUAUUUUAUAAAAAUUAUAUGAUAUACUUUCCAUUUUUAUC